GAUUUAUUGCAAGAACUUGUCAUUUGAUAUAAUGUUUCUAAAAGUGAGCCUUAAGUCUUUUGAUUGGCUGUAAGCCACCUUUAAAGGCAUUUUUAUAGAUAAAAGAAAAUUCAGAAUAUGGGCCAUAGUUUAUUUGGAUUACAAAAAGUUAUAGACUCCGUUUCAGUUUCUACUGGCGAUCUGAUUACAUCUCGCUAGACUCUGCUGGCAGAACAUGAGUUCUUAUAAAGCAGUUGAUGCUAAUCUGCCGCAAUAUUUCGUUCUAUUAGCAAAUUUAUGUUAUAUCGCUUACAUAUUGCUUGUCGAGAUUAAAUUCGUGCAAAAAUCUUCAUUUUAAAAGGUUCUCAAUUUCGCUUGAAUCAUAGUGAUUGUAUCGAAGACUCUCGUCGAUAAAUAUCUACCUCCUUAUCUACGAUCACUUCAUCGUUUAUCUUCCUUCAAAAAGAAAUUUAAAAAUCAAAUUUUCCGAAUGUACACCACACGCUUGCCUCUCUGCAUCUGUCCGAGGGGCACCUCGUGUGUCUCUAAGGAAGAGAAAGGCAGAGAGAGGAAAAAGGAGGAGAGGGAGGAAACGCGGAGAAGCAGAGAGAAGAGGGAAACGGCGAAAGUGCGGGCGAAACGAGGAGGGACUUGCGAUUGCCGCACGCGCGACAGUUCGCAACGGCCGUCAGCUGUUAUGGCCUGACCAUCGUCGGUCGUUCCUCGCAGUGUCGCGACCAGUCUUAUUUCUUUUCUUUUUUUUCGUUCCCCCCCUCCUCCCCUUUUGCCCUCACAUUUUCAAUUUCAUCAGCGAAAGAUCGUCGUCCCCGUCGGAUCUCUCCAGGUUCCUCCCCGUCGUGCCGAUCAGAUCCGCAACGCGGACAUGCUGCUCGUGCUUAACCCUUUAUGUCCGCCACUGUUGCCUGUCACGCUGCUCGUCGCAGUGCUAACCUUAUCUGUCAGCGCGGCAGCAGAUGGCACGUCCUCGGUACCGUCGGUGCCCGGCCACGACGCUCCGAUCACGUCGUCGUCACCGACAGUCGAGAUUCCCGACGCAACGGACGGCAGGAAGGAGCUGUAUACAAAUGUGGCGGAAGGAGGACCCAUAUCAGUGUCUUCAAGUACCACUCAACAUGGAAGCAAUAAAGAAACAGUUGAGACUGAAUUCAAGUCUGAAUCCAAAUCCCGAGAGAAUGUGCCUAAGGAGAGAAAUGCCAGUUCUUCCAUUGUCGCAAGGAAGGGAGUUGAGGAGAAAAUAAAAGCGAGAAAGGGAGUUCAAGAAAAUGUAAAAUUGGAUCAGAGUAUGGAAAAUGAGAAGGAAAAUGCAUUUAAUCAAUCCAUCUUUGAAAAUAUGAAAUCAAUAAUGGAAAAUAAUCCUGCGCUAGAAACUGAUCAUGUCAAAUCUAAAACUUCUAAUAUUAAUACCCCGAAAUUAAAUAUCACUAAUCCACGCCUUGAUGAUAGUUCAAAUCGCGGUAUAAACUCUAAUUAUUCCAAUACAAAUAUAUCAGUAAAUGUAACAACAUCUCACCUAAAAAUUAUAACUAAUACAACGGUAAAGACCUCACAUACUGAAAAGCAUAUACCAAAACCUAAACCAACGGUGACAGCUGUUGAUGGACCAGAAAUUAACGAACCUAUACCAUCAUCACGAACAAAAAACCCUUCACUAGGCAUGCCAAGAAAAAUCGAUUACAUUGUACCGGUUAUUAUAACAAUUGUCGCUUUACCAAUAUUGGGUGCUGCCAUUUUCAUAUUGUAUAGGCACGGUCGAGAUUGCUGGGAUAAGAGACACUACCGAAGAAUGGAUUUUCUGAUUGAUGGAAUGUACAAUGACUGAGAAUCAUAUAAGAA
This is a messenger RNA of Pogonomyrmex barbatus (red harvester ant), 1833 nucleotides long. RefSeq lists its product as uncharacterized. NCBI's taxonomy places the organism in Eukaryota, Metazoa, Arthropoda, Insecta, Hymenoptera, Formicidae. The record is from RefSeq and is a predicted model, not a curated record.